GAAAUCGUCUCCAAGCCGAUUUACCUACAGUCAUGGUGUGAGUAUGCCUGUUAACCUUCAGACUUGACCAUUUCUAAAAGUGUUAUCAGAAGUUGGUAACUUUAAAAAAAAGUUACAACUAAAUUGAAUAUGCCGCUGAUAUUAGCCGCGUGGUAAAAAUUAUGCUUUCGUACAUAACAUGGGUAGCUCUAAUUAACUUAUACUUAAGCAGUAAUUAGUACAGAAGCUCUUUUUAGCAGUGGCUAUCUAAGAUACUCCUUAUAAAGAAAAAGGAAAUACCAGACUAAAAUUCGACCUUGAAAAGCUGAAAGAUCCUAAAGUAGCAGAAGCCUUCGCAGCAAAAAUACGAGGAAAAUUUGCAGCGGUUAACAUUAUAGAUGCCGACGGUUCAGACAUGGACGCAUUGAUUGAUAACUUCAACACUGCUGUGACGGACACAGCUCACGACAUCUCUGGUAAACAACGACCAACCUGAAAACCAUGGGUGACAGCUGAUAUUGCACUAUAAUUAUAAACAUCAAUUGAGCCGUAUGACAAAGCAACCUUUAAAUUUCAUUUCGAUUCAACUUCAUCAGAUUUUUUUAGUUUGAUUCGUAGUUAAUAAUUUUUUCUUUCUUUUUUGUUUGUUUAUAUGGUUUUUUUUUCAGCAUUUAAAUUAUUAUAAUGUAUUUCCGAUAAAAUGACGGUGUUAAAAAGUUAUCUGAGAAAAAUAAAUUAGAAACUUCGUUCAACACGUCGGAAUAAAAAUUCAAGACUAGGAAUAUAUUCAUACAUGUCGGCAUUUAGCCUUACCAUUCUUUUCAUUUCACUUGCGAUAAGAUUAUUGCCUCUACAUAAAUCCUGAUUUUUUUUUUUUAUAUGAAAGUAAUCAAGUUAUUUUAUUUAACUCUAAGUGAAAUGAAAAUUACGUAAGAAAAAAUCCACAAAGAGGAUUUUGUUUGUUCUUGUAUUUUUCUCGUAUUUAUGAAAACACAAUGACAAAUUUAUUCCUAUGAUAAUAUGUAUUGAUACUCGACAAUAAUACUUCUACAGUAAAUUUGUCGCUGCUCUUCUGCUGGUGGCUUGCUUAGCACUGACCCACGGUCAGUUGUCCUAUGAUGCACAGCUUGGCCUGUCCAUACAAUUCUGUCAAAGAUGUGGAACCCCUGGACUCGAUGGUGAGUAGCGCUGAAGGUAGCAGAUGAAAAUUAACCCUUAAAGGAAUUUCACACACCCAGCAUGCUACGUUCUUUCUCAUGUCCCAAUUGAUUUGAUUUGCCCCAAGAAUAAGUUAAAAGUCUUAUCCUCUGCAGUCGUCCUAUCAAUUUAUAAAAUGCUGGUAGUUUCCCAAGCUUUCAGCGUUUUCUUAAGCAUAUCAGUCGCUACACUGUCCACGCCAAACCAUUACAAAAAAAGUCCUGGUCUAUGAACGUUGAGAUUGUUGGUAGUGGUUACAGGCGUUUCAAACCAAAACAGUUAAUUGAUGAUUAUUAUAAUUGUUCCAGCAAAAAGUGUUGCUCAAACAAAAAUGCUCUACUGGUUGGGUCCCUUUCGUGACUGCAAAACAAGCAAGUUCAUAGUCCCUUCAUUUAUUUCAUAGCCUUAACCGGCUUUUCUUUCUAGCCUCUACUGGGCUGUUGUUUAAGAAAUGUUAUCCCCAGCCUCAACUUGACUGAUGUUUAAGAUCUUUUAUCCCUAGCCUCAACUUGACUGAUGUUUAAGACCUUUUAUCCCUAGCCUCAACUUGACUGAUGUUUAAGACCUUUUAUCCCUAGCCUCAACUUGACUGAUGUUUAAGACCUUUUAUCCCUAGCCUCAACUUUACUGAUGUUUAAGACCUUUUAUCCCUAGCCUCAACUUGACUGAUGUUUAAGACCUUUUAUCCCUAGCCUCAACUUGACUGAUGUUUAAUACCUUUUAUCCCUAGCCUCAACUUGACUGAUGUUUAAGACCUUUUAUCCCUAGCCUCAACUUGACUGAUGUUUAAGACCUUUUAUCCCUAGCCUCAACUUGACUGAUGUUUAAGACCUUUUAUCCCUAGCCUCAACUUGACUGAUGUUUAAGACCUUUUAUCCCGAGCCUCUACUUGACUGAUGUAUAAGACCUUUUAUCCCUCACCUCUACUUGACUUUUGUGUAAGACCUUUUCUUCCUAGCCCCAACAGCGCUCAUGUGAAAUAAGAGGCUUAUAAAAAGAAUGUGUUGAAAAUUUUCAAUUGUAUUUCUUUCCUGGCUUUGUCACACAACAGACACAAUUUAUAAGAUAUAAAAGAAACAUGUGGUAACAGAUCUACUAGUAAAAAUAUAAUGCCUUAGCUAUAUGUACAAUAUAUAUAUAUUUUUAUUUAUCAAUGACCUCUCUAAACAGAUAUAUCAAUCAAAUGUCUUAUUGCAUAACUAUAUAACUCAGGCGUCCAAAAUUGUCCCUCGUUUACAGUCAUGUUUUCCAGCCAAUGAUUAGUCCUACAUGACAGAGUAGUUCAACUCAUUAUGUAAGCCAACAAGUGUAUUUUACCCCCUUUCAUUAUGAGUUGAACUACUCUGUCAUGUAGGACUAAUCAUUGGCUGGAAAACAUUACUGUAAACGAGGGACAAUUUUGGACGCCUGAGUUAUAUAGUUAUAUUAUGUAAGCCAACAAGUGUAUUUUCCCCCCUUUCAUUAUAACACGUGAUAAAUCUAUGACACGACACGACAUUAAAAGAACCAUAUAACAGUGAAAGAAGGAAAUACAUUUUGAUCUAUGUGUCCAUCUCAUCUAUUGAAUAGUUUAACUCAGAUUCUUCUACACGUUUUUCGAACGUCGUAAAAACACCGAAAUAUACUGAAGCCCUCUUCCAUUAGUAAGGUACUUUAAUCAUAAAUAGAUCUUAAAGGACUGUGCAUUUCAUCAAAUACACAUGUAAAGGGCCGCUCACUAUAAUAGAAGAAAUAAUACACAAACAUCUACUAACUAACACAAAACUUCCCAUGAAGGACUAAGAUUACUUUCUGAUGACCAUGGCAAGUAAGUACGAUAGCGAUCAGCUCUAUAUGCUGAGCUGUGCCUUAUAACAUUGUCUUCACGCAGGGCUCACCCGCCGCCAUGGCCUACCUCGAAACAUCUAGUGUUAGCAUAUGCCCUAGUGUUGCUGGGGCCAUACUGUAAUGCCGACGGUUAGGGUCCCUGUUAUUGUCUAGUCUCUUGAAAAAUGUGCUCAAUACGCAUCUGUGUCACUAAACUUUGCAGACUACCAUGGGUCUUCUAGUCAAUUAGAUGGUUCUUUUGACGAAUGAUAAUGAAUAUGCACGUACGUCAGAAACAGUCAAGACAAAAAAUGAUAAUUGCCAUAAUAAUAAGUCAUCAUCAUUAAAUCCAUUAACCCCAUGCAAAGCAUUUAGUCUUGACAACAUCAAACCACGUGUGCCCAAAGAGUUAGCCAAGGAAAUAACUACUGCACUGACAAUCCUGUUCCAGUCGUCAGUGUGCACAGGUAAUGUUUCAUCAGACUGGAGAUUAGCGCACGUCACCACUAUCUACAAGAAAUGGGAGCAUUCCGCCCUUACCAACCAUCGUCCGAUAUCCCUCACCAGCGUGGUAUCCAAACUGUUAGAACACAAAAUUGAAAGCGCAGACAUGAAGCGAUUUGCAAGCCAAAAUAUACUCAAUGACUGUCAACAUGGCUUCUGAGUCAAAGAGUGUUUCGCUGGGACGAACAUAUUAACAAUGUGUGCACCCAGGCAAACAAGACCCUAGGGUUCUUAAGGCAAAAUCUAAAGAUCGGCAACUGCAGUGUAAAAAAAAAAAAGAGCCGAUAAAGCCUUUGUCCUAGCGCUUUUAGAUACGUAUCUUCAGCCUGGGACCCAUUUAACCAGAAGAGCAUUGACAGGUUGACGGGCAACACGCUUUGUCCUAAACCGCUACAGGAAUACCUCUAGUGUUGGCAGCAUGCUGUAAACAUUAGGCUGGUCACCAUUGGAGGAACGACGACGACUAUCCAGGCUCUCCAUGAUGAACAAGAAAAAUAAUGGGCUGGUCCACUACUCUAGCAUUAAAGAGAGACUUGUUCCUCUCGCCAAAAGACAGCGUCGAGGCCAUGAAAGGAAGUUCCGGCUCAUACCAGCAAGAAGCCAGUGAAGGACCUGCUCAUUCCUGCCAAAGACAAACAGGGACUGGAACAAGUUUCCAAAAGGAACAGUUCAGGCUAAAACCCUUGACACAUUUGUGUAUAUUGCCUCAGGCCUUUAAACCCCCAGUUCCUGAUACCCUCACUGAGAAGCCCUUGCAACCAGACAGAUAUCCUCUUCAACACCACGCAUAAAAACAUUUAUAAUCCCCUCUACAUACAUUGGAGAUAGAAUGAAAAAAAAAUUGAUCAAGGGCCCUUAAUGUGUAGAAGAAUAAGAAGUAAAAAAAUGGCGUUCACGAACUACUAACUCUCUCAAAACACACCGCGUACUAUAACACACAAUAUCAAGUGUGUACAUUCAUUAUUAGUGAUCUACCGACACUAUGUACAUGCUACUUGGUUGUUUUAUCUGUUAGAUUUCUGCAUCAAGCGCUACGGAAGGUGGGGACAAACGGUACCUGCUGUAGGCAAUGCCGGCUUUGGAACAUUUGGUGGACCUACUGGACGACCACCACAUGGGUAAGUUGGUGGACCUACUGGACGACCAACACAUGGGUAAGUUGGUGGACCUACUGGACGAUUACUAAAUGGGUAAGCUCGUGGACCUAUUGGACGAUAACUACAUGGUUAAAUUAGUGAACCUGCUAGACGACCACCCCAUGAGUAAGUUAGUGGACCUACUGGUCGACCACCACAUCGGUAAGUUAGUGGACCUACUGAGCGACCACCACAUCGGUAAGUUAGUGGACCUACUAGACGACCACCACAUGUCUAAGUUGGUAGACCUACUGCUCGACCGCUACAUGGUAAAGUUAGUUGAAAACUUGGUCUAGCCAACUGUCGAAUAAUUUACUACUAAACAGUAGGUUUGCGUUUCGCUCACUAAUAUACUAUUAAUUUCCAUUUUUUUAAAAAUCGUGAUUUUUUUUUUUAUUUGUAUAUUCAACAUGUUUAAACGUAUGAUAUAUUUAUUCAUGAUAUUUCAAGUUAAAGAUUGAUUUAUGUUCACCAAAAUUAAGUUGAUUUUAUUAUUUUAAAAAAAAAAAGGAUCACUGAAUGUAAUAGCCCUCUAAACAACUUACCCUCUAAAGAAAUGACUUUAACGUGACAACAAUAAUAACAGUUUCCACAUCAUUUCUGAUCAGUUAUUUUUCUGGUGUAACCAACAAUGUGCCCAACUCAUGCGUGACACUGAAGCAAUAUGCUGCAGCCAUCCCAAACAGAGGACUACAGACCAACAGCAUUCCUGUCUACGUCCAGACCGGUGACUGGGGAGCAACCGUACCCAGGGUAAGAGUAUUUGACAGGGGUUCAAACCUCUCCAUUUGCUGUUUGCUGACGGGCAUUCUCAUAUCUGGAGUAACCAAUGUAGUUUGAAAUUGAUGUAGUGUCAAGGCCAUUAUAGCAAUUUCCACUAAAAGAGACUGUGAUAAUUUCAGUUACAAUCGUGUAUUGUAUCUUAUAGUCGUGUUUCUGCUUCGUUAAACUAAAUCAUUAAAAACAAAACAAACAAAAUUCGAUUUUCAAAAUGUUUUAUUUCUUUUAAGAAAACUAAACUAGCGGAUUAUUUGAGCAUUUCAAUGUGAAACUAGUUUUGUAAUCAACAAACGUAUUUCAAUUAAAUAAAGAUAUAUUCUAAAAGUAAUAGUUAUUGUUGAUGAUCAUUUGUCAUUUCAUACUUAAGAUCUUACAUUUAUUGUAAAGAAACAAUAUUGUUAUUAUGAAAACGCAAACACACGCACACAAAAAAAGCACACUCAGAAGCACGCCAACACUCAUUUAUAAAUAAAUAUGAUGAAACACACACAAAAUUAUCUAUUUACGAAAGAAGUGUUUCACCAUUCAGUGCUGCUGUAAAUAAGUUGAAAAUCUUUUCAUGGUUUUGCGGAUGUAUUGCGAGGUAAAACAAAACUUUUAAAAUUUCCAUUAUCUGUCCCCAGGUAUUCUUCAACCCAAUCGUUGCUCAGUUCUUACCUGUACAGUACCCACUUGACCACUAUCUGGACAACAACGCUAGGUUCCCCAACGGUGUCUGGAACUACGCCAACCCAAGCAGACCAGUGAAGGUGAGGUCUUCCUCCUCUUCAUAUUUAUGAUAGCCGUGCCUGUAUUUUAAAUCUUUAAAAAGGACAAUGGGGCACUCGACGUUGACACUAGAAGCAGUGAGCAUAUUCCAUUUUACCUUAGAAAAAUGAUGUAAAUAAGCAAGAAAGAAGUAUGCUAUAUUGUUUUAAACCUCAUUUAACAUUUAAUGGGCCUGUGAAUUUAAAUUUAAAAUAUUAACGUACUACCGAUGGCUGCAAAUAAAUCAAUAUUAAUAUCAUGUUCCCAGAAUGCCUACAGGCUCGACAGCUUCUACUACCAGGACACCGGCAACAACACCUGGUCCUAUCAGUGCUACUGUGACUGGUGCCAGCAAGCCCAACAAUGUACUAAUGGUUAAAACAGUCCAGUAGCGUGCAUUGUGAUUAUAAGUUUCAAUAGUACCAUAAUUAAUUCUAUUGAUUGGUUGUAGUGGUAUCUCUUG
Lymnaea stagnalis (great pond snail) is the source of this 6612-nucleotide messenger RNA. The record is from the annotation of a GenBank genome assembly. NCBI's taxonomy places the organism in Eukaryota, Metazoa, Mollusca, Gastropoda, Lymnaeidae.